Molecule: messenger RNA, 2494 nt
Organism: Ipomoea nil (Japanese morning glory)
Lineage: Eukaryota; Viridiplantae; Streptophyta; Magnoliopsida; Solanales; Convolvulaceae
Product: beta-glucosidase BoGH3B-like
Exons: 11
Coding region: 217-2343 (708 amino acids)
Biological process (GO): glucan catabolic process
Molecular function (GO): beta-glucosidase activity
Source: RefSeq, a predicted model, not a curated record
ACGUUCUUCCCAUUUCUUCCGAAGGAAUCUCUUACCUCCUUGUUGGUUAAACCCCACUACUGGUCUACUCUUUCCCAUCGGAGUGCAUUUCCAUCAAAACCGCAGCAUUCCCACCAUUUUCUAUCUACAAAAGCAGUGCUGUGCUCUUCAGCUCCAAGGCCGAUAUUUAUGGUUUUGUGGGCUUGUAGGACUUGUAGCUAGCUUGUCGAGAAGGCAAUGGGUGUUCCCAGUAGAGUGUUGCGGUUGUGGUGGGUGGGAGUGUUGGUCUUGUGGUGGAGCGGCGGGGCUGCAAUGGCUCAAGAGAAGUACAAGGACCCGAAGCAGCCGGUGGGGGCCAGAGUGAAGGAUCUGCUGGCGCGGAUGACUCUGGCGGAGAAGAUUGGGCAGAUGGUUCAGAUUGAUCGGAGUGUCGCCUCUGCUCAAGUCAUGAGGGAUUACUUCAUUGGCAGCGUGUUGAGUGGGGGAGGGAGUAUACCGCUUCCUCAAGCUACUGCUGCAGAUUGGGUUGCAAUGGUUAAUGGCUUCCAGAAUGGAUCAUUAUCUUCCCGUCUUGGGAUCCCAAUGAUAUAUGGGAUUGAUGCUGUCCAUGGACACAACAAUGUCUAUAAUGCUACCAUUUUCCCACAUAAUAUUGGCCUUGGAGCUACUAGGGAUCCCGAACUUUUGCGAAGGAUUGGGGAUGCUACAGCCAUUGAAGUCAGAGCCACAGGGAUUACUUAUGUCUUUGCUCCUUGCAUUGCAGUUUGUAGAGAUCCUAGAUGGGGUCGGUGUUACGAGAGUUAUAGUGAAGAUCAGAAGGUUGUUCAAGAGAUGACAGACAUUAUACUCGGGUUGCAAGGAGAAAUCCCGAAUGGUUCAAGGAAGGGUGUUCCUUUUGUUGAUGGAAAAAAGAAGGUUGCUGCUUGUGCAAAGCACUUUGUUGGUGAUGGGGGCACGACAAAGGGUGUUGAUGAGAGUAACACUGUAACUGACAUGCACACGUUACUGAGCAUCCACAUGCCUGCCUAUUCCGAUGCAAUUAUUAAAGGCGUCUCAACAAUCAUGGUUUCAUACUCGAGCUGGAAUGGAAAGAAAAUGCAUGCAAACCGUGAUCUAAUUACUGGGUUCCUAAAGGGUACCCUUAAGUUCAAGGGAUUUGUUAUAUCAGACUGGCAGGGUAUUGACAGGAUUACUUCUCCUGCUGAUUCAAACUACACAUAUUCUGUUCAGGCUGGCAUUUUAGCUGGCAUAGACAUGGUUAUGGUGCCUUACAAGUAUACGGAGUUCAUUGAUGAGCUUACUUCCCUCGUAAAGAGCAACAUUGUUCCAAUGGAUCGUAUUAAUGAUGCAGUAGAGAGGAUUUUAUUAGUUAAGUUCACCAUGGGACUCUUUGAGGACCCGUACACUGAUCUAAGUCUGGUCCACGAGGUUGGAAGCCAGGCACACAGGAAUUUAGCAAGAGAAGCCGUUAGGAAAUCUCUUGUACUACUGAAAAAUGGGAAAACUGCGAAUGACAGAUUAUUACCUCUUCCCAAGAAGGUGCCCAAAAUUUUGGUUGCUGGUAGCCAUGCUGAUAACUUGGGUUACCAAUGUGGUGGAUGGACAAUCAAUUGGCAGGGUUUUAGUGGCAACAAUGCUACAAGUGGAACGACCAUCCUUGGUGCCAUAUACUCUACAGUAGACAAGGACACCGAAGUUGUUUACAGGGAGACUCCUGACGCUGAUUUCAUCAAAUCAAAUGACUUCAACUAUGCUAUCGUUGUUGUUGGUGAGCCCCCGUAUGCUGAGAUGGCAGGGGACAGUCCAACGCUUGAAAUAGCAGACCCCGGGCCUGAUGUCAUUAAAAGUGUCUGUGGAUCAGUGAAGUGCGUUGUGGUCAUCAUAUCUGGUCGCCCACUCGUGGUAGAACCAUACGUUUCAUCAAUCGAUGCACUUGUAGCAGCCUGGUUACCUGGCACAGAAGGUCAAGGCGUGACGGAUGUCCUCUUUGGGGACUAUGGUUUUACUGGAAAACUCUCGAAAACAUGGUUUAAAACCGUAGAUCAACUCCCAAUGAAUGUUGGUGACUUGCAUUACGACCCGCUGUUUCCAUUUGGAUUCGGGCUAACAACAAAUUCCUCCGUUGCCAGAGUAGCAUCAGGUGGUGUUGAUAAGCGGCCAUACUUCUUCGCCAUCGCGCUUUCUGUAUUUAUUGGACUGUAUUUCCAAGUAAUUAAGAGGAGAGAGUUGAGAAGUUGGGAAAGAAUCAUAAAUCCAAGCAGAUUCAUUUCAUCACAUUUAUUCAAUAAUUUUGGAAGGAAUGGUGGGCCCUCAAUCCAGCUGAGCCAUGCACAGUCUUCUUCAGAAUCAUCACAAUUAUUAUAACUAUUCCCAUUCAUAAUGGAAAAAGUAAAAUAAAUAAAAUAACAAAGAAAAAUGAUCCCGAGCACUAUGUUGAAUUGUAUUAUUAAUCACGACUCACCUUGUAAGAUGGUAUGAGCAAGGUGGAUAAAUUAAAUUGUAUAUUUUUCAUUUA